Molecule: messenger RNA, 1644 nt
Organism: Ogataea angusta
Lineage: Eukaryota; Fungi; Ascomycota; Pichiomycetes; Pichiales; Pichiaceae
Exons: 1
Coding region: 1-1644 (547 amino acids)
Biological process (GO): barbed-end actin filament capping
Cellular component (GO): actin cortical patch
Source: RefSeq, a predicted model, not a curated record
AUGUCGUUUUGGGACAACAACAAGGACUCCAUUAAAGCUGGCAGUCUGGCCGCUCUUAAAGGAGCAGGCCGUGCAACGGUAACAGUGUCGAAGUAUGGCUAUCAUGCUGGCAAAACGGCCUACAAAAACAACAAAAGCAAGACUUCUGGACAACCCGGAAAAGAAGAGGAAGAAGGCCCCCAAAGUCCUCCUCCUAUCCCACAGGUCAGAGACCCGCAUUCUUUUGCGCCGCCACCAAAACACGUUGCCGUUGCUGGCCAGCCACAGCCCAACCAUCCGCAGCAGUAUGUCCAGGUGCCCGCCCAGGCCGUGAACUACCAACAAGCGCAGGUGGCCCAGUAUCCUGCUCAAUUCCAGCAGGCGCCCCAACAACAGCAGACUGUCUAUGUUCCUGUUACUCAGCCUGUCCAGCCUGUCCAGCAGUAUGUCCCUCAGCAGUACGCCCCUCAGCAGCAGUAUCAACCAACGGUGCAAUACCAGCCAACGGUGCAAUACCAACCACAAAUGCAGAGCUGGCCUAGCCAGCAACAACCUUUUGUCCAGCCAAUCCAGCCGACGGCGAUCCAGCAACCAACACCGCCAGCAUCGGCACAAGAGUCUGUGCAGGCUCUUUCUCAGCAGCCGACCCAAUACGGCUCGCCGCAGCCAAUUGCUCAGCCGACUCCUCUGACGCAGCGUCCUGUUCCCCAGCCCGCUCCCCAACCCGAGCCGGCGAUCUCGCCGCUUCCAGCUCCAGUGCCCACAAGAGACUAUGCUAGACCGACCAUAAACUCUCCUCCUCCGAACCCUCCUCCAUACACUGCUACACCAACGGCCCCCACACCUGCUACCGCUUCCGAUGUGAGCCAGCCUUCUGUCGCGCCGGCAGCAACGCCGGCUCCAGCACAGGUGUAUCUUCCAGAGGCCCAGGAACCAGUGGCGCCGAAGAAAAAGAACGGCUUGCCGCCUGUCGAGGAGCCAAAGUUCAAGCAUUCGUUGAUGGAGUUCGACAUUUCCAAAUACGGUCCUCCUCCUCCCAAAGCACACAGGACCGAAGAUGAGCAGCGCAAGAUCGAAAAGGAGCGCGAACUGAAGGCCAGGCUGCAGAAGAUGAAGGAAGAGUCGCAGCAGCGAGCAAAGAUGAAUGCGUAUCAAAGUGCAUCGCGUGUUGCAUCACCAUCCUCCGCUUCGUCAACGGUGUCUCCCUCCAGCACAGGAACUAAGCCAAAUCUUCCUUCAAGAGCCAACUCGGAGACUACAGAACAACCCAAGAAAUUCGAGCUCCCUGACAUCUCGAAAAUACAGCCUCCACCUCCUGUUCCCAAAAAGGAGGACCAUGAUAAAACCGUCAAAUCUCCGCCACCCCCAUCCACACCGCGCCCAAAUCUGGCCUCAAGAACGGUUCCUACACCACCUGCGAGCCUUCCGCGUCCAGAAAGUGGCUCAUCGGCCCCGCCUCCGCCAUCCAAACCAACACAUCUAUCUGCAAAACCCAAGCCCCCAGUUCCUAAAAAGCUGUCGAACUCAGAGGUGGCUGAAGCAAUUGGCUCCAAACAGAAGCCACCCGUCCCUGCAAAGAGGCCUUCUGUGGGAUCUGUGUCUUCAUCUACCAGCCAUAUACAGGAGCUGCAGUCUAAGUUGGCUGGUAUGCAUUUCAAUAACUGA